Messenger RNA from Oxyura jamaicensis (ruddy duck), 4086 nucleotides. RefSeq lists its product as uncharacterized. Gene Ontology annotation, biological process: dephosphorylation. The transcript has 12 exons. Bases 252 to 2249 code for a protein of 665 amino acids. Lineage: Eukaryota; Metazoa; Chordata; Aves; Anseriformes; Anatidae. The record is from RefSeq and is a predicted model, not a curated record. Gene Ontology annotation, molecular function: protein tyrosine/serine/threonine phosphatase activity; polynucleotide 5'-phosphatase activity.
GCCCGCCGCGCACGCGCAGCAGCUCGCGAUUGGCCGUCCCGGCUGUGGCGGAGCCGGCGCCAUUUUCCUGCCCCCCGCGCCGAAGCUGGGCCGGGCGGCGCGCAGGCGCAGUGGCGCCCCGUUGGAAGGUGCCGCGCGGCCCGGCUCGGCCCGGCUCGGCCCAGCCUGGCCCAGCCUUCGCGCGCCGGGGGGAUCCUGUCAGGUGCGCACUUUCACCGUUGUCUCCUGCUCUGCCUGCUCCUGCUUUCAGCAUGGUAAAGAAGAAUACUAUCCCCGAUGGAUGGCGGAGCUUGACACCGGUUGGACAGCCUAUACCAGGAACUAGAUUUAUUGCAUUUAAAGUACCUUUAAAAGGGGCAAUUAACCAGAGGCUUACCCCAACCCAGAAAUUUACACCAAAAGACUUAAUUGCAGCAAUGAAAGCCCUAAAUGUGGAGCUUGGAUUAAUUAUUGAUUUAACAUACACUACACGAUACUACGAAGUUAAGGACUUACCUAAAAGUGUACAGUACAAGAAACUUUACACUGUUGGACUUGAAGUCCCUGAUAAUGGUACUAUCCUACAGUUCAAAAAGUGGGUCAGAAAAUUCCUGUGGGAAAAUGCAGGAAACGAGAAACUUAUUGGUGUCCACUGUACUAAUGGAAUUAAUAGAACCGGCUACCUUAUAUGUAGAUAUCUUAUAGAUGUUGAAGGCUGGGAUCCAGAGGCAGCAAUCCAAGCUUUUGGUGAUGCUAGAGGUCAUCAAAUAGAUGGUCUUGUAUAUCUCACAGAUCUCAGAACACAGCCAAUGAGAAGUAACCUUGGAAUGGAUGUAUGGGAUUCAGAUGAGGAUAUUGUUCCUCCUCCACGUGCCAUGGAAGGACCUGUGGAACGAUUCCCAAAUGAAGAUUUUGAGGGGUGUGGGAAAAGAUUAAGAGUUUAUGAUGAACACUCUCAGAAUGAUUUGCAAGGACAGAUACAACUGAGAGAUUUCGAUUUCAUUAAUAAGGGAGCUGGACAAAGACGAAGACCAUUUCAUGACCAUCAGACUCAAGAUGAUUUAAGAGCACCAAUGCAGAUGAGAAAUUUGGACUACAACAGGGGACCAGGACAGCGGCGAAGGCCCUUUCCUGAUCACCAGUUUUAUGAUGAUUACCAAGAAGAUACACAGCUCAAGGACCUAGACUUCAGUAAGAAGGGAGCUGGACAACAGCUGAGACCUUUUCAUGGACACCAGUUCCAUGAUGAUUUACAGGCAGAGAGACAUUCAAGGGACUUUGAAUUUAACAGAGGCCGUGGACAAAGGCAGAGAUCUUUUCCUGACCAUCCAUCCCAUAACAAUUUGCAGGAAGAUAUGCAGUCAAAGGAGUUUGAUUUUGGUAGCAGGGGCCGUGGCCGUGGACAGAGACGAAGGCAGUUCCAUGACCACCAAUCUCAUGAUGAAUUUCAGACUCCAAUGCAGUUGAAAGAGUUAGAUUGUGUCAACAAAGGUCCUAGCCAAAGACCAAGACCUUUCCAUGACUAUCAGUCCCAGGAUGACUUACAGCCACAGGUGCAACUUGGAGAUUUUGAAUUUGUUAAUCAGGCUCAUGGACAGAGGUUGAGACCUUUCCGUGAUCACCAACCGCACAACGACUUGCAAACAGAGAUGCAACUAGAAAAUUAUGAUGAUAAAGGUGCUGGACAAAGGCACAGACCUUUUCAUGACCGUCAGCCUUAUGAUGACUUACAGGAACAGCCUCAGUUAAAAGAUUUUGAUUAUGUUAAUAAAGGGCAAGGACAAAGGCCAAGACCUUUCCAUGAUCAUCCUGGUCACGAUGACUUGCCACGUGAAUGGUGUUCAGACAGAAGUCAAUCUUUUUCUUCCCAUGAAAAUGUACCAGAACCUCAUUUUUCCUCAUCUCCUUCACUUCAUAGAGAUUACGGGUCUGAUAAUGAUGAGUUUAACAGAAGCUAUAGUAAUCGAACAAAUUGUCCAGAAGACAAUAGGAGAGUACAUCCUUCAGAUGAAUUUAACAGAGGAAAAAACAGAUUUGCACCAUAUUCUUCACGUACAAUGAAUCCGUCUUCAUCUGUACACCAGGAAGGUAGUUCAAUAGACUAUGAAAGAAAAACUUUUCAAGGUGAACCUACCAGAGAGAUGGAACAUGGCAAAAGAUUACCAGUUGUAACAGUUGAUUACAAUUAUGGUCUGCCAUUAGAUUAUGGACCUGAAGAGGAAGAGAGAAAUUAUGAUUUACCUCCAAGAGACUGCUACAACUGGCACUGAAUACAAAGGACAAUGUUUGCUCAGCUUAGACUUCUGUUUACCUAUUUUGCUUUGUAUGUGGAUUUUUUUUAAGUUAGGAAAAUGCAAAUUUCAGUAGUAGAGAACUCGUCUCUGUUGUAAGAUCAAAUUCUACUGAUGUUUGGUUCUUUAUAUUUAUUAGAGUGUACUUGUUCACUGUGUUUGUAGACAAGGUCUCAGUACACAUGGAAUGAAAGUAGUCAUUCCUUUAAGCAAAGUUGGAGCCCUGUACCUUAACCCAUACAACUUUGAGUGAUUGUAAUUGUCUUUUGUUUUACAUUUAUUUAAAAUGUAUGUAAUUUCAGGAUGCAAGAGUCAUAAUAAAAUACUAUACCAUCACAUAGACUAGCAUUGAGAUUAUAGAAAAAAUACUAUGAAAUUAAUGAAACAAAUGUAUGUCAACUUCAUCCUUUAAUAAUAGCAGUUUGUUAUUAUUGCUAACGAUUACUGCUAACAAUGUCUGUGACAUGGCAGUUUUCUUCCAUUUUUUUGUACCAUCAACUGAUGUAGGUGUGCUGUUUUCCAUAGCAGAUUUUUUCCCAGAUUGCUAAUAACUUGGAGGUAACUGGAGUUUGAAUAGUCUAAAUAUGAAACUUGCUUUUCAUCAUUCUGAAUAUCUCAUCCUAAUUGUGUAUUUUUUCCUGAUCCCACAGAUUAUAAAUGCUUCAGAAUAGCCCAGUGCAGGUGAAUUUCACAAUUUUCUCAGCAACACAUCCAAAUGAGGCAGGUCAUGUAUCAACAGGUUGCCUGCCUCAACUGGCCGAGAUUACCUGCGCCUUUGUGUUUACACCUUCCUGUUUGUCAGUCAAAUGUGUCUCAUUCAUUCUCCACUUCUGUUUUCUACUGGCUUCUUUUUUACAGCACAGCAGAGUAAUCAGAAUGGAAGAAUAACCUCUUUAGGUAAGUUACUUUUAGAGUCCUGCACUGGAAUGGUCUCCUCUACCAUUUCAUCGGGUCUCUGGAAGGUAGCGCAACAAACAGUAACUGAAUUCAUGCCAGCAGCAGCACAGUGGCAGCAACAGCUCCUAAUUCUGUUAAGCAGAUCUUACUUAGUUCAUAGGACAGAUAACAGUAUUAAUGUAAUACUUAAGUGAACCAAAAUUUUGACAUUUUUCAAUAUUACUAUAUCUUAAUAAUUUUGAUGUUUUUAAAAUGCUACAGGGAAAGAAGGAUGAACCUAGACUAUGACAUUAAGAUAACUGAAAUAAAUGCUAAAUAUAAUGUGAAAUAUAAAGCUGAAGGGUGGAAGUAUACACUAGAAAACUCCAAAAAGAUGGUGUUCAGAGUAAGAACUCCACAGACCUUUUUUGCUUUUUAACUAGCACCAUGAAACUCAGAUUUCUGAAUUCAUGGGUCUAUGGCUACUAAAUAAGGACUUGACUUGAGAAGUGUGGAACAUCUGGCAAUUCCUGUUGAUUUGUAACACAUGCAGAAAGUUCCAAAAAUCAAAGGAUUCUUUGCAUAUAAAUUCAAAGUGCAGAUAUUUCAUUGCCUUUGCAACUAGUAGAGCAACUUUACUUUGUAUAAUGAACAAAGCCAAAUUGUUCCUUCAUUUUCACAGCAGCUAGUCAAUAGUAUUUCCCAUUAAAUCUGGGAUUGUGAGCCUCAUUAACACUCUCUCAGGAAUGAAGUUCUCUAUAGGUAACCUGGUUUUGGAACUAAGCGCUAAAUGUUAAGAAAAAGGAACAUUUCUUCCUUUGCUUACUAUUUUUUAAAAUGAGUGUUAAAGUAUUUAUGCUUUCUUAUUUGGGGGCAAGGAAGAUCUGCAACAUGGGCUACUGUAUUGCCAGAUUAAAAAUAAACCAAAAUCAACCAAAAA